GGCGCGGGCGGCUGAGGUGCUCAGAGUUGUGCAGGCCCAGCAUGAGGUGCGCUGGCCCAGUUGCAGUGGUGGCCUUUUGUGCCGGGCUCUUGGUCUCUAACCCGGUGCCCGCGCUGAGCCAGGAGGCCGGGGGGCAGCCGGGGGGAGACUGCGAAGUAUGUAAAGAAUUCUUGAACCGAUUCUACAGCUCCUUAAUAGACAGAGGAGUUAACUUUUCACUGGACACCAUAGAGAAAGAAUUGAUCAGCUUUUGCUUGGAUGCCAAAGGAAAAGAAAACCGCCUGUGCUAUUAUCUAGGAGCCACAAAGGACGCAGCCACGAAAAUCCUAAGUGAGGUCACACGCCCAAUGAGUGUGCAUAUGCCUGCCGUGAAGAUCUGUGAGAAGCUGAAGAAGAUGGACAGCCAGAUCUGUGAGCUGAAAUAUGAGAAGAGAUUGGACUUGGCAGCAGUCGACCUGCGGAAGAUGAGAGUGGCAGAGCUGAAGCAGAUCCUCAGUCGCUGGGGGGAAGAGUGCAGAGCCUGUGCAGAGAAAACCGACUACGUGGAUCUGAUCAGAGAACUGGCCCCCAAGCACAUGGCCACGCACCCCAAAACGGAACUCUGACCUGGAACUGGGCACUCGAGGACUUGUGAUUAGAGGAAAGAAAUGUCUAGGAAACCAACAUGUUCAGUAAUGACAGCCAGGAACUGCGCUGUAUUUGGUCUCAUGCUUUUUAUGUCAGUAUUAUACCUCGGAAUUUUGUUACUUCGCACGUUUAUGAGUAAAACUACUAAUAGUACUGAUACCUUACAUUGGCAGCACUCCAAACCCUACAAGUACCUUUCUCCUGCUUUUC
Otolemur garnettii (small-eared galago) is the source of this 837-nucleotide messenger RNA. It is a transcript of the gene CDNF, whose product is annotated as cerebral dopamine neurotrophic factor. The transcript has 4 exons. Gene Ontology annotation, biological process: neuron projection development; dopaminergic neuron differentiation. Gene Ontology annotation, cellular component: endoplasmic reticulum. The record is from RefSeq and is a predicted model, not a curated record. NCBI's taxonomy places the organism in Eukaryota, Metazoa, Chordata, Mammalia, Primates, Galagidae. The coding region runs from base 42 to 605 and encodes 187 amino acids.